AUGGCGUCUUCAUCGGAAUCAGACCUGCCUUGGUUCCUCAAGUCAUCAGCCCCCGUUCUCUUCCCCUUCGACGAUGCCCUGAGACUCCCACAGGCUGAGUUUGAAGAAUGUAUUCGUCAGAUCAUCGCAGAUCGUCACAAGAUAUCUUUCUCACAGGAAAGGCGUGACGCUCAUUUCGCUGCCAUGGCUGACUUUGAUGAGUCCGAGACCUUCACUCUCGUCUCCAACUCGACAUCUGCCGAAAUCCGUCAGGCCAUGGAGGCCGCCAACCUCUCUAAUCAUGCAUCUCAAGACACUGAAACUAUGCGAGGGUCUUCUCCUACCCAGGAGCCGGAGGUGGAAGAGUCCCAGCCUGUCCAGUCCAAUCCUUUCAUGGAGGGCCUUAUCAACUACGGGAACGAGAAGCCAUCUCGGGACCUCGACAACAUGAUGCUCACGGAGAACGGCGAUCUCGCUUAUCGUUCCAGCCAAGACGCCCUUGUUGAUCUCUUCCAGGAACUCGAGGAAGCCAUCUCUGGCCCUCGCCUGAAGGAUCUCCUUACUAGAGCCUGGGAUGAGAACCCCCUUGCUACUCUCCGAAUCAUCUUCAACGCUCGGUCCAUUCAUCUGGGAAAGAGCUCGCGGACUGUGUUUUACCGGUGUGUUGGAUGGUUGGCGCAGAAUCAUCCCUUGACACUUGUCGCUAACCUCUGCUGGCUGAGCCGCCCGGUCAUCAACAAGAAGGCCGAGAAGAAGGAAGACGACGAUCUUGUUCUCGUUGAAGAGGAGAACGAUGACGACUCUACCAAGUUCGACGUGAAGAAUGGAGUGGCCCAUGGCUACUGGAAGGAUAUGCUCAAUAUCCUGGCCAUUGCGGCCAAUGAUAAGCUUACUGUCAUCGAUGACCCCAAGGAGGUCCUCAACACCGAGAACCCUGGCAUCCUCCGCGGCAAGAGUAUCACGAAGCCUCGUCAUCGUGACGGCAGCAGACUCCGAGGACUUCAUCAUGGAGCUCGAGGGCUUGGAAGAGGUCGCGGUCGCGGUCGUGGCCGAGGCCGAGGUCAAGGAUCUCACUCAACUAGACAUGAGAUGAGAAAGCAGAAUCGCGAUGUCGACCCCAAGGAACUCAGACGAGAGACCAGAGAGAACCGCCAUGAGACCGCACGAGUUCUAUUUGAUACCGACCCCGUGUAUCGCGCCCUCCACAUGACCAUUGCUCGUCUCUUUGCAGAACAGCUGCACAAGGACAUUCAAGCCCUCCGAGGGGACGAUAAGGCCAAGCGCUCUAUCUCACUGUGCGGCAAGUGGGCUCCUUCUUCCGAUCACUUCCACGACAGACACACCUUCAUCGUCAGCACCAUCGCCGAGAUUCUGUACCCCCGAGAGUCCAUCUACCACCCGAUGCUCAGCCCAAGAGACGGCCAUGAGAAGUACCUACGAUUCGCCCGUGAGCAGUACCGCAAGGAUACAUCUGCCCUCCGAAAGCAACUCGAGAUCGUUGAGCGAGAUAUCACCGUCAAGAAGUACGAAAACAUCAAGUACGACCGAGUUCCCUCUCUCGCCAUGAACCAGUACUCUAAGCUGUUCAUCGAGAACGACGCCGAGCGAUUCGGAAACUACCUUGAUAAGGUUGCAGCAGGCAAGGCAAACAUCUCCGGGGCUACUCUCCUCCCGUCUACUUUGAUCCAAAAGGUCCGAACUGGCGGUUCGGCUGCUCGACCAGGAGCCAAACCGCUUCUUGACCAGAAGGUGGCCGAGAUCGAGGCCAAGGUACUUGAUGGCCAGUGGAACACUCUCGUCAAGCGGAUCAAGGACUCGGGCACAAUGGACUCCUGCAUCGCGGUCUGUGAUGUAUCUGGCAGCAUGAACGGUCCUGUCUUUAGAGAUCAGACCACGCCCAUCGACUCCGCCAUCGGUCUGUCUCUCCUCCUCGCAGAGGUCGCCAAGCCCCCUUUCGCCGGCACCUUCAUCACCUUCAGCGAGCACCCCAGAGUCGAGGAGGUCGACUUGACCAAGACUCUGCGGGAGAAGUACUGGGCUAUGCACCGAUCAGAAUGGGGCAUGAGCACCAAUUUCGUCUCUGUCUUUGAAGACCUUAUCCUUCCCAUGGCUCUCCAGAACAAGCUGAAGCAGGAAGAUAUGAUCAAGCGAGUCUUUGUCUUCAGCGACAUGCAAUUCAACGAAGCAAGCUCCUCCAACUCCCACUACUACCGGGAGUGGUCUUCUGAGAGACAGAAGCCAUCAAGCUGGUCUACUUCCUUCGAACGCAUCAAGGCCAAGUUCGAAGAGGCGGGUUACGAACUCCCCGAGCUUGUCUUCUGGAACCUCGCAGGCGGACGAGCAGGAUACACCGGAAGCGGCGGUGAUCCUACGGCGCCCAAGCCUGUCCAGGCUGACGAGGAUGGAACAUGCCUCGUCAGCGGGUACUCGCAGGGCUUGCUGAAGGUGUUCCUGGAGGGAGGAGGUUUUGAGGGGGAGGGUGAGGAUGAAGAGGUUGUCGUCGAGAAGGACGAGGAGGGUAACGUCACCCAGAAGACGAAGAAGGUGAAGAUGACGCCUCUCAAGAUCGUGCAGAAGGCGAUAAGCCACAAGGCGUACGAGAUGCUGAAGGUGGUCGACUAA
Messenger RNA from Fusarium proliferatum ET1, 2601 nucleotides. RefSeq lists its product as uncharacterized. The transcript has a single exon. NCBI's taxonomy places the organism in Eukaryota, Fungi, Ascomycota, Sordariomycetes, Hypocreales, Nectriaceae. The record is from RefSeq and is a predicted model, not a curated record. The coding region runs from base 1 to 2601 and encodes 866 amino acids.